Messenger RNA from Harpegnathos saltator (Jerdon's jumping ant), 1898 nucleotides. Its product is annotated as pro-resilin. The transcript is spliced from 4 exons. Gene Ontology annotation, cellular component: extracellular matrix. The record is from RefSeq and is a predicted model, not a curated record. Lineage: Eukaryota; Metazoa; Arthropoda; Insecta; Hymenoptera; Formicidae. The coding region runs from base 334 to 945 and encodes 203 amino acids.
CAGUUACGUACUGACUUGAUUCACAGUCGUGCGUCGUGCAGAGUGCCACACACGAGUUGCGGACGAUUAUCAGCAGCGCAAUUCCGCAGAGCCUGUUCGUACACGCAUGUACACGCACACGCGUCAAUCACCAAUCCCGUCGAACGUAUCGCACCGUAUCGUCUCACCUUACCCUGCCUGUGACAACCGCCGUGGUCGCUUAAGGGCUCGCGGCGAAUCGACGACACACGUGCGCGCGUUGAUUCCCUCGAAGGAUCGUCUCGUCGUUGUUCCUGCUGGCGAGUCAGCGCGGUCUUCAACACGUCGACCUGCAUCAUUUCACAUCGCAACACGAUGUAUUAUCUGCAGCUGGCCGUGCUCUGCGUGACGGUAGUGAGCGUUAUCGGCGAUUUACCACCGGGCACCCGGCGCAACACGUAUCUGCCGCCCGAGCCGACCAAGGGCUACACGUAUCCGAAGCCGCCGGUGACGUUCCCUACGCGUCCGUCGCAGACGUUCCCGACGCAUCCGACGCAGACGUUCCCGACGCGUCCGACGCCCACCUACACGGUCCCCACCAGACCGAGCGGAACCUUCCCGACGCAGAACACGGGCUAUCCCACUAGACCCACCAGGCCUUUCCCAGAUUACCCUGGUCAACCGACCGGCGUCAACGGGAAUACUAUCGGCCCUGGCCAUGAUCAUCAUCAUCACGAGCCCGGCAUGCCUUUCGAUUUCAAUUACGCCGUGAAGGAGGACGCCUUUGGCAACGAUUACUCGCAUAACGCCAUCAGCGACGGUGACAUCGUCCGCGGCGAGUACAGGGUGCAGCUUCCGGACGGCAGGACGCAGGUCGUGCGCUACACCGCGGACUGGCAGCACGGCUUCAGCGCCCAAGUCUCCUACGACGGGACACCGCGCUUCGACGUCCCUCGGCCGGGCGGUAACUUCAAUCGAGGCUAUUAGCUUUAACGUCGAGAGCCUAGGGUUGUUCAAUUAUCGUUAUCGAGAAUCAAAACUGCAGCACGACGAAUCGUCACGCAUACCUGAAAUAGCGAUAUCCUACAUGAAAAAAGAAAAACAAAAAAAAAAGAAAGAAAGAAAUGAUAAAGAGAGAAGACGUCGCAGACGGCAAGAAUGUAUUCUGAGAAAAAAAUAACAGCCCAUGAGGAGGACAAACGCCCGCGCUAUAAAUUUUACAAUCACGCCCCAACAAUAUCGGUAUCAUGCAUCUUGCACAUCAGUAUGAUCCAAUCUAUGAAUCGCGACCUCUUCCCUUCCUUCUUUUUUUACAAACUAUCAAGUAUAUAAAACAAAAAAGGUGUACUUAUUCGAAUUAUAUUUAGUCUAUGCUACGUAAUUAUCGCCAUUUUUAUCUCGGGUCAUCUCGAAGACAGAUUAGCUCGCGAACCGUGAAAAAUUGAGCUGCAUUAAAUGAUAUAUUAAACUUUCGCGAUAAAAUCGUGAUAUUAAUUGCACUGCUUUGUGAUAAAAAUUACGUAGAACAGAAAGGAUCAAAAGGACAAUAGAUGCGAAAUAGACAUAUUUUCCUUUUGUCAGUACCAUCUUGCUUCGCUUUGAAUACAGAAAGUUUUUUUGUUUUAUCUUCAAUACGUCGAAUUAAGACUUCUUAAUGAUGAUAGUGUAGACAAGCAUCGUUUAUCAAUAUUAUGCAGAUGAAAGAAUUCAUGAUUGUGAGUGAACUAUGCAAUAAAGCAACUGUAAACAGUUAUGUUCAGUCACAUACAUUUGUAUAAAACUUAAAAAUAGUAUUAAUAUCAUCUUUUUCCUGAAACUACCGGAUGUAUACGAAUAGAAAUAUCUCUAUAAUCAACCCUAGUUUCAACUGAUAAAUAUAAUAUAAAUGAAUAUAUUAAGAAAAGAGAAAUACUCUAUUAAUGUCAUAUGUUCAACUCAAU